This is a messenger RNA of Saimiri boliviensis boliviensis (Bolivian squirrel monkey), 1199 nucleotides long. RefSeq names its product retrotransposon Gag-like protein 8B. The record is from RefSeq and is a predicted model, not a curated record. NCBI's taxonomy places the organism in Eukaryota, Metazoa, Chordata, Mammalia, Primates, Cebidae.
GAUUCCGCGCUGACCCUGACGCAGCGAGUGCGGCGCCAUGGACGGUCGGGUUCAGCUGAUGAAGGUCCUCCUGGCCCGGCCUCUCCUGCCCGCGGCGCGUCGCUGGAGGAACCCGAUUCCCUUUCCCGAGACGUUUGACGGCGAUACCGACCGGCUCCCGGAGUUCAUCGUGCAGACGGGCUCCUACAUGUUCGUGGACGAGAACACGUUCUCCAACGACGCCCUGAAGGUGACGUUCCUCAUCACCCGCCUCACGGGGCCCGCCCUGCAGUGGGUGAUCCCCUACAUCAAGAAGCAGAGCCCCCUCCUCCGUGAUUACCGGGGCUUCCUGGCAGAGAUGAAGCGGGUCUUUGGAUGGGAGGAGGACGAGGACUUCUAGGCCUGGAGACCCUCGAGCCUGGGGGCGGGAGCUCUGGAGACUGUCCGCUGUGCCAGGUGGCCAGUGCGAGGGUCUCCUCGCGCGCCCUCCCUCCGCACCUCCCCCCACCUCCGGCCGCCGCAAUGUCCCCUACGCCCCUGUCCGUACCAGUAUAGUGCUUGCCUUUGUUCCAGGAAUAGUGUUCCAGGCUCCCGCUGCCGCCCCUGAGCCCUACUCUGGAGAGAGCCACCGCCGCCCUCUGUAGUCAGCCCAGCCCCUCCCAUGCAUAUUUGGACGCUGUCCUGCGCUCCAGCCGCACAAAGCUGGGCUCCUGUUACACACUGGACAGACCACCCACAGCUGCCGCUGCCAACCCCCCUCCACUCCUCCAGACUGCCAGAUGACUACAUCACUCUGCCCACAGACCAUCGCCAUCCACCGCAUCCCACCGACAGACUGCUGCACCUGGUGACCUGGACUCACCUCAGAGGUAUCUGAGCUGGCCACAGCCCCUGGACAAUGAUCCAGACAGCUGGCUGCCCCGCAAGGGGCCUGUCACCUUCAGUGAGACCCAUUUCCUCCCCAUCCCCAGAGGCCUCUGUGUUCCUGCCACAUGGCUGCCAGGGCUCAGGGGUGCCUGGCAACCAAAUCAAAUCUCUCAUUUUCUCCUGUGGACCAGUUAGUUUACCUGGAAUCCUGUUUUCUUCUGAGCUUGCAGCUGUCUCUCUGAUGGGUGCCUUUUGUUCAACACAGUAACCCCUGCUCCCUGCCCUGCUCUAAUACACUACCUGUACAAAGCUCUUUUCCUUAUUUUUAAUAAAUGUCAGACAUUAUUAAAAAA